Messenger RNA from Saccostrea cuccullata (small rock oyster), 1320 nucleotides. RefSeq lists its product as uncharacterized. Gene Ontology annotation, molecular function: nucleic acid binding. Lineage: Eukaryota; Metazoa; Mollusca; Bivalvia; Ostreida; Ostreidae. The record is from RefSeq and is a predicted model, not a curated record. Gene Ontology annotation, biological process: DNA integration. The transcript has 3 exons. The coding region runs from base 1 to 1320 and encodes 439 amino acids.
AUGCUUGGAAUCGUGUAUGGACUACAGAAAUUCAAUGAGUAUGUGUAUGGUAAAACAGUGUUAGUGGAAACAGACCACAAACCACUAGAGAGCCUGUUUAAAAAAUCAUUGUCGAGUGCACCUCCACGACUUCAACGCAUGAUGUUGAAAGUUCAGCAACAUGACUUAGUGGUGAAAUACAAAGCUGGCAAGGAACUCUACAUUGCGGACACAUUGUCGAGAUCGACAGGAUCAGAUCCAGCUGAGGAGCAGGAGGAAACAAGUGAAACCAAAAAAGACCCUGUUCUCAUGAAACUGAAGGACACAGUUCUACAGGGAUGGCCAACAAACCGGAAGGAUUUAGACAGCGAACUUAGUCCAUACUGGAACUUUAGAGAUGAGAUAAGCAUUGUUGAUAGCUUAUUGUUAAAAGGAGAUCGUAUCAUUACACCAGAGCAACUUAGACCCCAGAUGUUGAAAAUCCUGCACAGCAGUCACCUGGGACAAGAAAAAUGUAUACAGCGAGCUAAAUCAACAUUGUUUUGGCCAGGAAUAAUCAUGCAGUUGAAGAACAUGACAGAACAGUGCAACAUUUGCAACCGCUACAGAAAUGCGCAGCAAAAGGAGCCAAUGAUACCACACGAGAUCCCAAAUCGUCCUUGGCAGAAAGUUGCAGCAAACAUUAUGUUUUUUGGGAAUACAAGAUACUUGAUAACUGUUGACUACUUCUCAAAGUUAUUAGAAGUCAACCGCUUACAAGAUGGGAAAGCCGCCACCGUUAUCAACAUUCUGAAGCAACUUUUUGCUCGACUAGGAAUCCCUGAAGAGUUCAUUAGUGACAAUGGACCGGAAUUCGCAAACCAUGAAUUCAAAAACUUUUCGAAGGAAUAUGACUUCCGUCAUAUUACAUCUUCGCCGAGAUAUCCACAGAGCAACGGUAUGGCUAAAGAGCUGUACAGAUCAUCAAAAACCUGUUUAGGAAAGCACAGAAUGACCACAAGGAUCCACAACGGAGAUGUAGUACGUGUUAGGAAUACAGGACAGUCUAUCAAAACACUAGGAAGAAUCGUUAGACCUGCAGAAACACCGAGAUCGUAUUUCGUACAACAAGGGAAUACCACCGUGAGGAGGAACCGCCGAGACCUUAUCAAAACGAAAGAACUGAACACAGAACAACCAGUAGAUACCGAAGAGUCUGUUAACGGUCACUGUGAUUCGUUUUGUGAUAACUCUAACCGUGUCAAUGGUCCGUCUAUCAAUUCUGGAGACGAAAAAACUAGUGUUACCACAUCGAGUGGUCGGGUCAUCAAAGCACCUCGCAGGCUGGUGACGGAGUCUUAA